AGCCGCCCGCCUCUGUCACUGGGAGACAGUUCACUUAAAUGCAGCUCCAGGGCUGCGGGACACCCACCAGCAUCACUCCCCGUGCGAGGUGGCAAAUGCAACAUGCUCUCCAGCUUGGGGUGUCUACUUCUCUGUGGAAGUAUUGCACUAGCCCUGGGAAAUGCACAGAAAUUGCCAAAAGGUAAAAAGCCAAACCUGAAAGUCCACAUCAAUACCACAAGUGACUCCAUCUUCUUGAAGUUCCUGCGUCCAAAUCCUAACGUAAAACUGGAAGGCUUCCUCCUGGGUUAUGGCAGCAACUUGUCACCAAACCAGUACUUCCCUCUUCCCGCGGAAGGGAGACACACUGAGGCCGUAGUGGAUGCGGAGCCUAAAUAUCUGAUAGUUGUGCGACCCGCCCCUCCUCCAAACCGAAAGAAAUCAUGCUCAGGUAAAGCACGCUCACGCAAACCUCUCCAGCUGGUGGUUGGCACUCUGACGCCCAGCUCAGUCUUCCUGUCCUGGGGUUUCCUCAUUAACCCUCACCACGACUGGACGUUGCCAAGCCAAUGCCCCAAUGACAGAUUUUAUACAAUUCGCUACAGAGAAAAGGAUAAGGAAAAGAAAUGGAUUUUUCAACUCUGUCCAGCCACAGAAACAAUUGUGGAAAAUCUAAAGCCCGACACGGUUUAUGAAUUCGGAGUGAAAGACAACGUAGAAGGUGGAAUUUGGAGUAAGAUUUUCAAUCACAAGACUAUUGUUGGAAGUAAAAAAGUAAAUGGGAAAAUCCAAAGUACCUAUGACCAAGCCCACUCAGUGCCAUCGUAUGUCCCAAGGAAACUAAUCCCAGUAACAAUCAUCAAGCAAGUGAUUCAGAAUGUCACUCACAGGGCUUCAGCGAAAUCUCCAGAUAAGACUCCCUAUGGAGGAACGAUACUAGUCCACCUUGUUAUUCCAGGUCUUAAUGAAACCACCGUAAAACUUCCUACAUCCAUAAUGUUUGAGAUUUCGGAUGCACUCAAGACACAAUUAGCUAAGAAUGAAACCUUGGCGUUACCUGCUGAAUCUAAAACACCAGAGGUAGAAAAAAUCCCAGCACAGCCCAUAACAGUGACUCCUGAAUCAGUUCCAAGAACCACUAAACCCACCGUGCCUAGUGCAUUAGACAUUUCAGAAACAACACUGGUUCUCAGUGAAAGGACGCCGGAAGCAUCGCAAACUAGUCUAAUACCUAGGUUUGAAUUGCCACUGAGCACUCUAGCUCCGAAAAGCAUUCCAGAACUUCCUCAGGCAAAAACAUCCUUCCCUUUUGAGAAAGCUGGGGGCACCUUGGCUUCAAGUGAAAAGCCAUGGAUUGUACCUACAACUAAAACAUCUGAAGAUUCCAAAGUUCUACCACCUCGAACUGCAACUUAUGAUGUUUUCUCAAGCCCUGCAACAUCAGAUGCGCCUGAACUGUCAGAGCCCCACACAGCAACAAGUGAUCCAUUUCUGGAUUCUGUCCCACCUAAAACUUCUAGAACUCUUGAACAGCCAAGGGCAACACUCGCUCCCAGUGAAACACCAUUUGUUCCGCAAAAACUGGAAAUCUUUACCAGUCCUGAAAUGCAACCUACAACACCUGCUCCCCUGCAAACUACGUCCAUCCCUUCUACACCUAAACGCCGCCUCAGGCCCAAAACACCAAGAACCAAACCUGAAAGAACCACAAGUCCUGGAACAAUUGCAUCUAAAGUUUCUAAAAGUUUUGAACCUACACGGACAACGCUGGCUCCCAGUAAAACACAAUUUAUUUCUUUGAAACCUAAAAUCCCUGUCAGCCCAGAAGUGACUCACACCAGACCCGUCUUAGGACCUGGAACACUGGCAACAAAACCUUCAACGACAACAUUAGCUCCACCAAAGACCAAACGGCCAGGUCGUCGCCCCCGCCCUAAAACCACACCUAGUCCGGAUGUGCCCAAGUCCAAGCCUGCUCUGGAGCCGGCUACGGUGCCCCCGGAGUUCUUGGUGCCCACAAUCGUGUCAAAACCUCCCAAAAGACCUAAAACCACAUAUAGACCAGAUGCACCUCAAAUCCAGCCUGAUUCAAAACCACCAAAGCAAUUAUUUCCUAAACACCAAACCGCAGCAAAACCAGAUAUGCCACCAACUAAAUCCGUCUUUGAGCCUGUGACAUCUGAGACUGAAACUCCUUCCAUCACCAUAGUUGCUGCCACAGACAUUGACCUUGUGACUGUAAGAACUGAGGCUCCCAGGACAACAUUGGCUCCAAAAACCCCACAACGGACAAGAACACGUCGUCCACGUCCCAAACCUAAAACCACGCCGAGGCCAGAGGCACCUCAGACUAAACCGGACGUUGAGCCUGUGACGCCUGGGACAUCAUUAGCUCCAGCCAAAACAACAAAGAGACCCCGUCGUCCACGGCCCAAACCUAAAACCACACCCCAUCCAGAAGUACCUCAGGCCAAACUGGUCCCUGCCACAGUCCUUGAACCGGGUGUUCUUAGAACCGAAGCUCCAGAGACAACACUAGCUCCCAAAGAGCCUCCCCGGACCCGUCGUCCACGUCCCAAACCUAAAACCACAGCGAGUCCUGAAGCAGCUCAGCCUGACCUGGUUCCUGCUACUGUCUUCGAACCAGUUACUCCUGUAAGAGAGGCUCCAGGGGCAGCUUUUGUUCCUGUCACAGACUUUGAGCCUGUUACUUUUGCAGCAGAGACCUCUGGGCCAACAUUAGCUCCCAAAGCAUCACAAAGACCGCGUCGUCCACGUCCCAGACCCAAAACCACACCAAGCCCUCAAGCACCUCAGACCAAACUGGUUCCUGCUAUAAUCCUUGAACCUGUCACUCUUAGACCUGAGGCCUCAGGAGCAACAUUAGCUUCCAAAACAUCACAGCAGACGAGUCGUCCACAUCCCAGACCAAAAACCACACCAAGUCCUGAAGUACCUGAGUCCAAACCAGUUCCUACUGCAGGCUUUGAACCUGUUACCUUCAGAACUGAGGCUUGGGUGACAACACAAGCUCCUAAAACGUCAAAACGGACCCGUCGUCCACGUCCCAAACCUAAAACCACACCAACUACCAAGGCGCCUCAAACCACACCGGUUCCUACUACAGAUCUUGAACCUGGUACUGUCAGAACUGAAGCUCCGGAAAUCGUGGUUCUUCCUACAGUCCUUGAACCUGUCACUCUUAGGACCAAGGCUCCGGAAACAACAUUCGCUCCUAAAACAUCACAACGAGCUCGUCGUCCACGUCCCAGACCUAAAACCACAUCAAGCCCUGCUGCACCUCAGACCAAACCGGUUCCUACUACAGGCUUUGCACCUGUUGUCCAUAGUUCUGAGGCCCCGGGAACAACAUUAGCUCCCACUGAACUGCAGCCCCUUAUUUUGAAACCAGUGACAUCACCAAGUCUAGAAAUGACACAAAGUCAACCUGUUUCUGAAGUCCUGGAGUCGGUUACAUUUAGCACUGAGUCAUCCAUGGAAGCUAUAGCCCCAGCCGAAACAGAUUACGUAUAUCCCACUGCCAAAGCACCACUCAGGCCAGAGGAGCCAAAGGCUGAAGUUGUGGAAUCUGUUACAAAUGUGUCAGAACCACCCGAGACCUCGCUAGAGACAUCACCUCUGCCUUCCCAAACUAUAACCCUACCCAGCCCAGAUGAGCCUCGGACUGAACCGGCUCCCAAGCAGACGCCGCGUGCUCCUCCCAAACCAAAAACAUCUGCACAUCCAAGAGUCCCACAAACACAGCCAGCUCCUAAGGUGUCCCAGCAUGUUACUUCAAAGCCGAAAACGUCACCAAGUCCAGAAGUAUCACACACUCCAGCUGUUCCGCGAGACGUGCUCCUUCCCCAUAAACCAGCCCCCGAAGGCUCUCAGAGCGAACCUGUUCUGCAGCCUGUUACCUUUAGCAUUGGCCCACCAGAGGCAACAAUAGGUCCUUUAGAGACCCGAGGCAGCCCUUUCAUUCCCAUGAUUUCACCAAGUCCUAGUCAAGAGGAACUACUAACCGCUCUGGCAGAAACAGACCAAACCACCCAAGAAGUCUUCACCACUAAGAUUUCACGAACAACUGAGCUGGCAAAGACGACUCCGGCACCACACAGACUGUACACCACCCCAGGGAGGCCCAGAACUCCUGACAAACCCCGCAGCAGACCGGGGGUCAAGCAACCGCCAAAGCCAUCAGGUGCUGGUAGAGAUGUGUUAGUGGACUCCACCCAUGCCACAAAAAGACCAGCCACGAUCCCAGGCACUCGCCGUCCACCCUUGCCACCUAGACCCACGCCCCCACGAAGAAAACCUUUACCGCCAAAUAACGUCACCGGAAAGCCAGGAAGCGCAGGAAUCAUUUCGUCAAGCCGAGUAACUUCCCCACCCUUGAGGGCAACGCUCAGACCUACUGAAGCCCCCUUGGAGGGAACAGAGACAGAUAAAAAGCAACCAACGGUUCCUGCUUCGGGAGAAGAUCUUGGUAAUACGACUGACUUUAGCUCAAGCCCAACAAGAGAAACUGAUCCUCUUGGGAAACCCAGAUUCAAAGGUCCUCAUGUGCGAUACAUCCAGAAGCCUGACAACAGACCCUGCUCCAUCACUGACUCUGUCAAACGGUUCCCCAAAGAGGAGGCAACUGAGGGGAAUGCCACCAGCCCACCACAAAACCCACCCACCAACCUCACCGUGGUCACUGUGGAAGGGUGCCCCUCAUUUGUCAUCCUGGACUGGGAUAAGCCACUAAAUGACACUGUCACUGAAUAUGAAGUUAUAUCCAGAGAAAAUGGGACAUUCAGUGGGAAGAACAAGUCCGUUCAAGUUACAAAUCAAACCUUCUCCACAGUAGAAAAUCUAAAACCUGACACAAGCUAUGAAUUCCAGGUGAAACCCAAAAACCCACUUGGAGAAGGCCCGGCCAGCAACACGGUGGCCUUCAGCACCGAAUCAGCGGACCCCAGAGUGAGCGAGCCAGUUUCUGCAGGAAGAGAUGCCAUCUGGACGGAGAGACCCUUUAAUUCCGACUCCUACUCAGAAUGCAAGGGCAAACAGUAUGUCAAAAGGACGUGGUAUAAGAAGUUCGUAGGGGUGCAGCUGUGCAACUCCCUCAGGUACAAGAUUUACCUGAGUGACUCCCUCACAGGAAAAUUUUAUAACAUAGGCGAUCAGAGAGGCCAUGGAGAAGAUCACUGCCAGUUCGUGGACUCAUUUUUAGACGGACGCACAGGACAGCAACUCGAUUCUGACCAGCUACCCACCAAAGAAGGCUAUUUCAGAGCAGUUCGCCAGGAACCUGUCCAAUUUGGAGAAAUAGGUGGUCACACCCAAAUCAAUUAUGUCCAGUGGUAUGAAUGCGGGACCACAAUUCCUGGAAAAUGGUAGAUGCUACAAUCGUGUUCAAAAGGGCCUUCUGUUUCAUCAUGGCAAAAAAUAAUUGGAAACACUAUGGUAUUUGUCACAUUCAUUUAAAGCUGUUAUGUUUACUAUGUAUAAAAGUUUAAAAUCUAAUUAAUAGCAAUAUUAGAUGUUUAUUAGAAAGAUUGCUGAGAAUAUUUAUCAGGUUUUACAAAGUCAUUUUAAGAAAGCAAGAUACUGACAUUAACAGAAUAACUUUUUUUGGGAAGCUGGCUCCCUGUUCAUGGUAUUUUAAGAGAUCAUUUGUAUAUUAUUUAUCAACACUGUUGUAAUGAUGUUUUGAGAUACUUUUAUAACAAAAUUAACAUCGAAAAACUAAUAUACUUUUUAAAAACUAUUUACUUUUAUUAAUGUGUAUUCUUCCUACUGGUGAGUUAAUUCCAUAAAUCUCUACUUGGUUUAACUUAUUAGAUCAAAUUAUCUUCAGCACAUAUAUCUGGGGGAAAAAGGUCCUAACAUUCAAGUUUAUUUAAACUUCCAUUUUUUAGCAACAGCUGAAUAGCUUUUUGAAGCAUUUAAAUAGGUAACCAUUCAUGCAAAUAUACAUUUCCUUAAAUACUUGCAAAUUAUUGAAAAGACUGUUUGAAUCAGUAAAUUUCAUUUCAGCUGAAAAAUUGAGAAUCUGAUGUAUUUUCAAAAUAUUGUUUCAAUACACGUUUCAUUAUUUCUCUACCCAUACGUAUGUUACAAUGUCUGAAUGUACUUGGUCAAACUAUCCCUUUAAGCAAUUAUCUUCCUAUUGUUUUCAAUAUAAUUCUAAUCAAGCUGUACGCAGAGACUGAAUGGGAAGUCUGAGCAUAAAGAGGUAAUGCAUGAUGAGGUACCCGUGGUUUUACAGGAUACUUACUACAUUUUUAUACAUAGGACCUCCAGGAAUGAAUGUAUCAGAGGAUGUUUUCAUAAUUCUAACUCAACCUAUAAUGAAAAUCUGACUCAUUUUUAUUUAAAAAGGUAUUGCUUUCUUUCACUGGGGGAGGGAGACAGGAAUGCUGCAUUGCUGCCCUCAUUCGGAAAGAAAGCUUUCCUGGGCCUACCUUUCAACAUGCUUCAAGUUUAUCGUCUACAUUUUGUAUUUUCCAAACAAGUAUAAACUGCAAUAAAGAGAUGUAGUUUUUUUUAA
Molecule: messenger RNA, 6520 nt
Organism: Equus caballus (horse)
Lineage: Eukaryota; Metazoa; Chordata; Mammalia; Perissodactyla; Equidae
Source: RefSeq, a predicted model, not a curated record